This is a messenger RNA of Anolis carolinensis (green anole), 11202 nucleotides long. It is a transcript of the gene hycc2, whose product is annotated as hyccin PI4KA lipid kinase complex subunit 2. The transcript has 13 exons. Gene Ontology annotation, cellular component: plasma membrane. The record is from RefSeq and is a predicted model, not a curated record. NCBI's taxonomy places the organism in Eukaryota, Metazoa, Chordata, Lepidosauria, Squamata, Anolidae. Bases 907 to 2658 code for a protein of 583 amino acids. Gene Ontology annotation, biological process: phosphatidylinositol phosphate biosynthetic process; protein localization to plasma membrane.
UCGUAAUUUGUAGAACUGUUUGUUUCUGAAUGUCUCGUCCUGGAUUAUAAUUGUUUUUGAUCAACUUCGUUUGUUUUUACUUGCUGGCUUUGAUUUCCACUUCAAUUAAAGCAGUUCAUCAGCAUUUGUGAAAAGCCAGCAGCUUCCUUCAUCAGUUAGCAAUGCUGUCAACACAUGCAGACAACUGUUCACAUUUUAUUUAUUUUACUUUCAACAGCUUAACAUUCUGUUGUUCAAAUGUGUGUUUUUUUAUUUCUGGAGUUUUCUGAAGGUUCUACCACCAAACUAGUAAUAAGGGUGAAGAUGUAGAUCACAGUUACAGUAAUAAUUGCUUUUUAUGAGUGUUUGGUCAGAUUAGAUACCUGUCUCUGGCCUAAAAUGGAAAGAGACUUUGUUUAGGUGAACAAUGAUAAUCGAGUUUCUGUUCUCUUUUAAUAGGUUACAUUCUGUGCUGGGCUUUUCGAACAUUGAAGAUAGUUGGCUACAGCACUUUUAGUUAAUAUGUAACAUAAAUCUGAGCAUGUAAGAAAGUCCCAAAGAGACAAAAUAAGUACCUGAUUAAAACGCGAAUCUCUUUUUCUGUGAAACUAUUAUUUUAAUCUGUUGUUUUACUCCAUAGUUCACUAUUUACUAAGGACUGAAUAAUCAUUUUGGCACAAGAUUGUUUCUUAACAUUAUUCAUCCAAAUUAUGCUCAUGCUACAGAAUGAUGAGGAGCACAAUUGCUGUUGUAUUCAAGUGAGAUAAUUCACAAAGUGCCUGACUAAGCAAACUUUAAGAACUUGUGAUCAUUUGAAAGGCAGACAAAUGCAUUCCAAACUAGAAAAUGACGGCAUACCUCCAUCAAUUCCUUUAGAGGACUAACUUAUUCAAACAGAGGUGAAAGAGGAGUAGAAGUUGUAAGAAGAUGCUAGGAUCAGAACGUGGUGUGGUAGAAGAAUGGCUAUCGGAAUUCAAGGCAUUACCUGAAAUGCAAAUAUCCAGUUAUGCGGCAACACUUCACCGAAAAAAACCUUUGGUGCCAGCUCUUUAUAAGGUCAUUCAAGAUCCAAAUAAUGAGCUCCUGGAACCUGUCUGCCACCAACUUUUUGAACUCUAUCGUAGUUCUGAGGUUCGUCUCAAAAGGUUUACGUUGCAGUUCUUACCAGAAUUGAUUUGGGUUUAUCUGCACCUUACUGCCAGCAAAGAUAGGCAGAGCAAUGGCUGCAUUGAGGCCCUGCUUCUAGGCAUUUAUAAUUUGGAAAUUGCUGACAAAGAUGGGAACAAUAAAGUGUUAUCUUUUACCAUUCCUUCUUUAUCCAAGCCAUCAAUUUACCAUGAGCCAUCGACUAUUGGAUCCAUGGCUUUGACUGAGGGAGCUCUGUGUCAGCAUGAUCUUAUCAGAGUGGUUUAUAGUGAUCUUCACCCUCAAAGAGAAACAUUCACAGCACAGAACAGGUUUGAGGUUCUGAGCUUUCUUAUGCUCUGUUACAACUCUGCUAUUGUCUAUAUGCCUGCUUCUUCCUAUCAGUCACUUUGCAGGAUGAGUUCCAGACUCUGUGUGUGUGGGUUUCCACGGCAACAUGAAAAACCCUGGAAGGAAGAAUAUUGCAGAGUGGUACUUGAUCCUGAAUUCAUGGUACAACUACUCACUGGAGUCUAUUAUGCUGUUUACAACGGGCAGUGGGAAAUUGGACAAGAAGCGCUGGAUGACAUAAUUUACAGAGCACAGCUUGAACUCUAUUCUCAGCCACUAUUGGUUGCAAAUGCUAUGAAGAACUCAUUACCCUUUGAUGCUCCUGAUGCAUCACAAGGAGGACAGAAGAUCUUAAAAGUAGAGGUUACCCCAACAGUUCCGAGAAUUUCUCGGACUGCCAUUACUACAGCUUCAAUUCGUCGACAUCGCUGGAGAAGAGAAGAUGGCUUUGACUUCUCAAAUGAUGCUGACUUGAGCAUUCCCGGAUCUCCGAUCCUACACGGCUCCACAGACCUAGGGAUCAAACGCAAGGAAGAGGGGGACGUGCUGGUGCUCAGGACCCCUGAGCAUGGCUCACCGGAGCCCAACUUGGCAGCAGCCACAACUGAGGGUGUUGAGGGUGUGAAUGAUAGAGAAGAAUCUGUGAAUCUCAAUGAUGCCGACGAAGGGUUUUCUUCUGGGGCAUCCCUGAGCAGUCAGCCGGUUGGGACCAAACCUUCAUCUGGAUCCCAGAGAGGGAGCUUAAGAAAAGGAGCAAGUGGCCGUGCAGCCAAGGAAAAAGAAAUGGCCUCAGCCACCAAACCCAUUGAGAGCCCCCGGGAAUCUGGCCGCAAGCAGUACCUGCACCAGUCCAUUGACCUCAGUACGGACGCAGUUGAAAUGACUCCUACAAAGAAACACUUGAGUCUGCCUGCUGGGCAAGUGGUGCCAAAAGCCAAUAGCGUGAGCCUGAUCCGGACUGCUAGUGCUUCUUCCACAAAAUCAUUUGACUAUGUGAAUGGCAGUCAGGCAGGCUCCGGUGUUGGUGGUAAUGGUGUCACUAACUUGGCAGCAGGUAAUACGAAUCGGUUUUCAACCAUCAGUCUGCAGGAGGACCGCUUGGGCCAAGCUGGAAAUGGGAAAGAUGGCCUCUCAUCAGGAGCUCCUCUGACCAAGCAGUCCCGAUCCCCAAGUUUCAAUAUGCAACUGAUAUCCCAGGUUUAACUUCGUUGUCCUUAUCUUUUUUCCGCCUUUAUCCAGUUCUUCACGCAACACCUCCAGCCAUCUUCCUAUAGUGUGAAAAUCCUGGCUUUUGUGAUCUUGUUCAAUCCAUUUUAGAUAUCAUACUAUAUUUUGUACUGAAACAGCAAUAAAACCUCCUCCCUCCCUCCCUUCCUUUCAUGCCCCUGAUAAAUGUGGUUGUGAAGCAGUAUAAAAUGUACUUUUAUGCCUUUUCCAUGCCUUCCUUUCUCCUUGGGUGAUGUGCAAUCCAUUGUAGGCUGAUCAGUCCCAUUUCAACACUGUGAGUCUUGAGAAGAUCGGAGGAAAUGGUGAAUGUGAUCCCUAUAAAAAUGAAGCUUUUGCUUUUUUUUUUUUUGAGAAAUAGAAACGGGUUAGUUUUCUCAAUCUAUGGUCCUCCGAAGACUACUGGAUUGUGACUUUAUAUUUUGUCUCUUGGAACCAGGAGUGCCUCAGAGAUUCUAGUAGGACUGUGGACCUCUGAGUUAGUGCAAUCGAUUCUGAGGGACAGGAAUGCUGCCAUUGCUCCUGGUGGAUUAAUGCACUUUGAUGUAAAAAUGAGAGUAUUCCUUCUCAACCAUCCUCCACUCUUCCCCCACCCCUAAAGCUUAAUGUUCAAUCACUCAGAGAUACGUGUUAUUAGGUUGUCCCUCUGCCCCACAAAGAGAGUGGGUUGUGAAAUUGGCAGUGGAGGUUACAAGGCACUUUUUAAUGGCGUUGUAGCCAUAUCUAUUGUUACAUGUCUUCCCCAUCCAGGACACAGGGUUGCCCUGCCUAUGUGAUAGGACUUUGAAAGAUGAAUUGUUUUUUGUUUUGUUUUUUUUUAAAAAAAAAUGAAAGGUAGAAAAUAGGCAUACAGACCUCCCCCAACCCAUCAAAAAUUACUGCUCCUUUGAAAAGAAAUUUACGGUUUGUAAGCCUAUUGAAAUGCACAAGGCCCGGUAUAGCUUGUGUGAUGGGAUUUUUUCAGGCUGCUUUCUAUGGUGUGACUCACCGUUGUCACAGAACAGGCUCAGAAACCUGCAGUAAAGACAGAAUGUUCUCCUGCAUGAUGUGCCAGGGACAGAGCAACGGCUGCUGGAAACCUUGAGGCAACAGGAUUCUCUUCAAAUCAUUGCCUAAAUGGUGGUAUUUUUGGCAGCCCUCUCUCUUUCUCCCUCUCAGAAGGAUAACACUUCACUGCCUAUUUUGAUUAAUCCAUUGCAGUUGUCAUUAUUUCAUCCAGCUAAUGUAAUGGUUCAUGGGAAAUGUUAGAGACAGUUUCUUUCCCUGCUGUACUAAUCUGGGAGCUCAUCACAUUGAACCUAAUCUUGAAUGCAUGUGAGUGGUGUGUGAGCAAUAGUUGACAUCUCUGCUAUAGAUCACUGCUUUAAAUUGUUUUUCUUAUUCUAAAGGAAGCUAUUCAGCAUGUAUCAGAUGGUCUUGUGUUCACAUAAGAAGAAAACGAGAGUGUUUGCUCUUUUAUCCUUCAUUAUCUAUUGACCUGGAAAUAUGUAGAUUAUUCAUUGUAAGGAGCAGAUGUAAAUUAUGUGUUCCUUUGGCUGGCAUUUUGUGUGCAUUAUAUCAGGGAGGAAAGUUGAGAAGAACAGAUACACAAUAGAUUAUUUUUAGAUAAAAGUAUCACAUUCAGAACUAUGAAGUGCCAUUACUCUGCUAAAGGACAAUUAAAACAAUUUUAAAUGUAAUUAACAGCUUCCAGUUCUUCUGCUGUUUUCUUCAUGGCUUCUUGAGUUAAAACUGGAUUUUUUUUCCUCAAAAGAAACAGCCAAGCUAAUAGUAUUUUUGUUGUAUUAGUAAAAUUGAUAUAGGGUGUUGCAGCUGUCCUGUUGAAACCCUUAGAUAAUUAAAUAUUGUAUAAUUGAGACUCAGGAAAGUUUUGCGUGUGAGUAAACACAAUUCUAAUAUCCAGAGGCAUGUAAACCCUGCCUCCUUUGUUUCUGAAACCAAUAAUUCAGGCUAAGAAGAGUAGACCUUGAGGAAAAUUGUUUGGGCUACAACUUCCAGGAUCCAGUGGCCAGACUGGUGUAUGAUUCUGGGAAUUGCAGUCCGCAAAAUACCUUUUCCAGGGUUUGAUCAACAUGGCAAACUUUUGUGAAAGUUUUUAUGUCUCACAGAAAUUGAUGUACGUGUUGAUAAUGCCUAUCAGUUUUCUAAAGUACUGGUGGAAUCGAUUCUUAUUCAAUGGCCAUGAUUCUAUAUAAAUGCUUCCCUUUUUAACAUUGAAGAAAUUAUGGCCAGGAUCCAAAGAGUUGUAUGAAUGGGCCAAAGGAUUUUUAUUUUAUUUUUUUGUGAUAUUCAGCAAACACCCUGCCAAAUGUCAGACCAUGUUGGAGCCGGAGAGGACUCCAGAUUGGUUAUUUUAUGGCCAGGUCAUGGGCAUGAUGGUGUCUCCUAUUCAAAAUAACUUGCUUUUAAAAAUCCCAAAUAUCUAGAAGCAUGUUUAGAACUGCUGUUUAAAUCCAGCUCCAUGUAAACUUCAGAGAGCAAACCAAAAGGGGCAUUAAGUUAAGCAAAUAAUGACAGAGAUACGACUAGGACAAAACUGUUUAUUUGUAUAUCUUUUUUUUUAAAGGAAUACAAAGCAGAUGGUUAAGUUUAUUUUAAAGGAAAAUGUCAGUAUACUUUGGGGUGUCACUGGAUACAAACAUUAUGCAAGUGUCCUAUAUGUACUGAUGACAGAAAGCCUUGCUAUCACAUUUGAAUGUGUUUAGCAGUAAGUUUUCAUCUUAGGGGGUUGUAUCUUAUAUAUUAUAACAAACCAAAUCAUGUUUUGUUGUGGCCUGAGCACAUUAAAAUGGCAGCAUUUUCAGGUGUAUAUGUGUAUUGUGGAUUGGAAAUUAUUCAUAUGUGGGUGUUGAAACCCAAACUGGUUCGCUGUUUGGUUCAUUUCUGUUGUGCAGUAAAAUUUACCGUACUUGGUUUGUUUUUAGUGCCUUUUGGCAUAUUAGGUAAUCAAAUCUCUUACAAACGUUUGCUUGGUCUUUUGCCUCAGACAUUGGUUUUCUUGUACACUUUUGACCCAGAUCUCAGAUUCUGUCUCUGUUUGAAUAUGCAAUUUCUCUGUAUAGUGUGCUAAAUGGUAUGCUUAUGUCGUUCCCAUGGGCCUUUAUGUUCUGUGAUGAAUAAAUACUGAACAUCUUUCCUUAAAGCAGUGCUGCGUACUUGCAGAUGCUAAGCAGACUUUUUAAGGGGUCAUGUUGGUACUGUUCCAGUAUUUCUUUCUGUAUCUCUUGCUCUCUGCUAAGGUGACCCAAAUUUCCAAUGAAUACACUGUACUGAUGCUUUAUGGUUGUAAGUACUGGUCCAAUGCAAAUGUAACAUUUCCCUCCAUUUCUCUUGCUAUCUCUUUAUUCCCCCUUGGGUUUGUACAAUCAUACUCUUCACCUCAGGUACAUCCCCCUACUUCUGUUGAAUUAUGUCUUAGCUUUUAAAAGUACUUUUUUGUGCAAAAUGUAAUGCAGAAAUACAAAUUUAUAACACCUACUUCACCCCAAGUAUUCAAAUAAUCAACUUCUUUCAGUUACUAAUUUAAGGUUAACUAGUUAUCGUUUAGCUUGAAACAGAUACCUUGGAAAGGAAGGGGAGAAAGGGGAUGGAGAACCUACUCUCUUGGGCCCUUUCUACACUGCCCUAUACCACAGGAUCUGAUCCCAGAUGAUCUGCUUAUUCCACAUUACUUGGCAGUGGAGACUCAUAUAAUCCAAUUCAAAACAGAUAAUCUGGGAUCAGAUAUUGGGAUAUAGGGCAGUGUAGAUCCAGCCUUAGUCAGAAAAGAGAUAGCCGAACUUGUAAGCCAUCACAGAGCUGCUCUCCUUUUUAAGGUGAACAAAAAUGGAAAUAAAAGAAAAUGACCUUGAAUUAACAUGCAAAGUUUAGAACGUUCAAGUGAACUCACAGUUAUAAUUUUCCCCACUUGGUUUUUUACACACUAAAAUUUAGGUCAAGUAGUUCUCUGAUAAAUUCCUGUAUUUAAAGUCCUUUAUCUGUAAUCACCAUCAUAGAUUCACUUAUGUACUAUAAUGUUACCAGUAAUUUGUGGUUGAUGGUUGUGAAUGAAAGGAAACUAUUAUAAACAAGUAUGUUGAAAGAGUUAGUGGGGGACAUUGCAGUGGAUUUUUCAUGGAAGGUUUAUGAGCAGAAUUGGUUAGCAGGAUAGAGCAACGUUACUGUUAUGGGCUGUUAUGUCUAGCUAUGUCCACAAUUUAAACAAUAUGCCACCAUUAAUGUUGCCCCAGGCUAUACAUAGGAAGAGAAAAACAGAUUGAUCUCGAUUCUUUGAUUAUAUUAUUUAACACUGGUUAUAUUUUUGGGAUGGGCAGUUUUCCAUAAUGCUGGCAACACUUGAAACACAGUGGCUAGAUUGAUCCAAAAUAGCAUUAAGCUAUUGACUAUAAUGAAUGAAUGUUAAUUCUAUAAAAAGCUGCAAAAAUGGGCACCUAUUAGGUUCAUUAAUUUUUUUAAAUGUGAAACCAUAUCUACUUCCUGUUGGGAAGGUUACAUUCAUAUCAUACUUGUCACUUAAGAUAAAUUUUAAGUAUAUAGAAGCAUAUAGAAAAGUUUACUUGUUUCUGAGACAUAUUUUAUGUAUGUCCAGCAUUUUGUUCUUUCUUCCUGCAUUGAAAAUAGGCAUAUUCAUAUAUUUGCCAUUGAGGGGAAAAAUCACAAUGUUUUCAUAUAUUUUUAUUUGCACUAUUUAGCAAACAGUAGAAGGGGGAAAUUUUGUUUUGUAAGUGGUGUGAAUAUAAAUAAGUACAUACAUUUGUUGUGUUGACAAUCAGUUAUUCUUAAGCUAUAUGUAAGUAUAAUUAUAAAGGUCAUAUGAUAAGUCUUAUUCCUAAAUAGUUAAAAAAAAGUUUGCUUUAUUUUUUGCUUCUCAAAAAUAAAUCUACUUUUUCAUUUUCAGUUAUCAGUAUUCACCUAGGGGCCCUUCUACACUGCCCUGUAUCCCAGGAUCUGAUCCCAGAUUAUCUGCUUUAAACUGGAUUAUAUGAGUAUCCACUGCCAGAUAAUCUGGUAUAAGCAGAUAAACUGGGAUCGGAUCCUGGGAUAUAGGGGCAAGAAGAGGCCUGGGAGGAAAAAUACUUCCAAUUUGUUACAGUUGUGUUCUUCUGAAUGAAUCAUUUUGGCAGGGGAAGUCCUACCUAAAACCAAGGCUUAUUUUUAUUUAUUUUCCCACAGGAACAGACAAAUUUUCAUAUGAUUUAUAAAAUGAAUAGUUAGGGAAAUUAAAUUGAUGGUUUAGUUGAAGAAUGAUGUUACGUAUUAAAUGCAAUAAUAUAUUAUCAGAAUAUACAAAAGGGGAGUCAACCCAUCGAAAACAAAAUAUGAAUAAAUUUAUAAUUUCAGGAGGUUAAUUUCACAAAAACACAUUGCUUUUAAUAGAAAGAUGCAAAACAUUGGUAUUGGUACCCAAAGUUUGACUUGCAAAAUGUAGUAAUUGCCAAAGGUAGUGAAGCUGUAACCUCAUUUACCUUUUCCCAUUAAAAUAAGGCAUGCAGGGAGUAUACACUUUGUUUUGGAGGAAAUUUGCACCUUUGGGAGCCUUUGAGAAGUGCAUAAUUCACAUAUUGCAUGUCAUGUUCCCUCUGUGCACUUUGUUUCAAUGAUGAAUUACGUUAAGAAGAAACUGGAAGUGAAAGCACUAUUUCCUUCUUAUUGGUGCAUAUUACUGAAUGUAUAAAUGUUUCUGGCCCGUGCCACACCAGUUACUCUUAGUCUCAGAACAUGUUACUUUUUGAAAAGUUGUCUAUUAUUUGUUAGUCUCCAGAUAUUAUUUAUGCUCAACAAUGGACACCAUCACUGACCCACUGGCAUCCUGCAAACUGCUUUUGAAAAUUUAUUGCGAUUUUUACAGCUGUUUGCUAUAUGGCAUUGAAUAGUGGUUGGAUGGCUGAAAAUUCAUCUCCGUCAUCCUACUUGGAUUUAUGGAGCUAUUUUUGGAGUUUAGGAUUGUGGCCUCACUUUAUAAUUUCAUAUAGUAUUCUAAUAUGUGCAGUAAGCAAUAUGAGUAACCUUCCUCCAAAUAGGUGGAGAUAACUACCUGAGUUUGGUGGAAAAGAAUGUAAAGUCACGAAACUUGAAGAAUCCCAACCAUCAAAUGCAUCAUGUUUUGAAAAUGAGAGAUAUGUCUAUCUUUGUAGCCAUUUUUAUCAGAUGAAACCCCAAAUCUAAUUUCAGCAGUUUCAGGAGCAGAUGUGGUCGUUUAAGUUGUCUUUUAAUCUCCCAAGGUUUAGAGAUUGUCAAGACUGGAGCUUGUUAUUGGAUACAUUCAAGUUUGUCCAGAACUUAUAGAAUUUUAAAAACCUAUAACAUUUAGAGUAAGUGUAGUGUUGCAAUAUUGCUUUGAAAAGCUCUUGAACAUAUUUGUUUGAAAUUCAUCCAGUAGACAUCAGGAACCUUUAAGAUAAGGAGGACAUUUGGCUCUCUUAGCUGUUGCGGUUCGGAGGUUGGAAGUCACAGUCUAUAACACAUUUUCCCCACCCCUGCUUUAGAACAAAGGUCUGAGAAUUCGUUUACUGUCCUUUUCCAGAAAUAUUUCUGGAUAAAAUGCAUUGUAAUAGAUUAUCCUUUUCCAUGUUAAGGAAAGCUACAUGAAAGAGAGAUUUUGUUUUGCAAAGAUUUUAGCACAAAUGGGACUUUUGUAUAUUUUGACGAUUGUUUAUUUGAAUAGCUGAUUUUAAAAGGGUUCUUUUUGUAUUGGAUACUGAAGAAUUUGAAUACAGAAUAUAUGUUGGUAAUAGAAAAGCAGUAAUAGAACACUUGUCGGUGCUUUAAGUCAAGGGAAACCAAGAUCCCUUCCUUUCUAAUACUAUGAAUUCCAGCAAGCAUUUGCUCAUCUAGUUUCCCCAAGAUCCAGAUCAUUAUUAUAUGUAUAAAAUAACCUUAAAUCAAUUUGGGGGGGGGGGAGGCAUAUUGAACUUCCGCCAGUUUAUCCAACUUUCUCAUUGACUUGAAACUAUAUUUAUGAUAUACAAGAAUUUAGAUAGCUUCUAAGCUGUAACAUUUUGAUUCACAGACCAUCUGUAGAAGCAUGUUUGUGAAAAACAUUCAUGGUUGUUUGACUAUGAGUGUGUGUGUGUGUGUGUGUGUAAAUCCUUUAUUUUAAAAUUAGUGAAAAAAUGUGGGAAAGCCACAAGUGAAUCUUCUCUUGAUAUUCUUUGGGAAACGAUUUGUAUAAGAUGUAAGCUCUUUCGUGGAAAUAAUUUUGUUUCCAUAUAAUAGACAUAUAACAGGGUUAUUCAUUUAAGAGCUAGUCAAUUCAGUUAUAAAAUGACAGGUCUCAGUAUUUUAGGUUGUGAAUGGAGAAGUCCUGUUAAAUUUGUAAUAUUUGUAAUAUGAACAGCUGGUCUAUAAUAAAUCUUUUGAUUUUUAUUGUUUCCUGCAGCAGUUGCAGUCAGUUUGACGAGCAAAUAUAUAAUAUAGUGUUGAAAGCUCCCCCCAUCUCCAAGUUGUUUCUCAUACAAUAGUUUACUUCUGAACUAAGAUUUUUGAAGGAUUUUUACUCUUCUGGCAUUAUGUAAACCUGUUUUACCUCGUUCACAAAAGGAGCAUAGGCAGCAAAUAACCCACCUACUGUAAGCAAAAUCUAUUUGGCCGAAAAACUUGAACUAUGUUAAUAUUUUACCAGCAUGAGCAUGCAUGCUGGUAUGAUCUGAAAUAUUCAGCCCCUGGUGCUGGUGAAAUGCUGAUUGAAAUGGGUAUGUAAUAAACACAGUCUUCACAAUGUUGGGACCAUAACCUUGGGACCAUGACAAAACUCGUAUUAACAGAGAUCAGAUGACAUGUUUGAAGAUCUUUAUAUUGGUGCAUGUUAGCCAUUAUCUUAACUGUCUUACUGAAUCUGGUUAAUGCUGUUGACUGUUGUUGAAAUGUGAAAUAUAAUUAGUUGUUAACCUUGUAAAUAUCUGCCAGAGAUAGAGAAUAUUUUAAAUCAUUGUAAAUACAAGUGUAUAAAAUUGAAACAAAUCUGCAAUGCAGAAAUAUAUAUAUAUAUAUAUAAAGAUAUAAAGAUGUUUAAAUAAAUAUUGUGCUGUUUCUGGAAAAGUGCAAUACUGUCAUAUUUCUUCCCAGUUAAACUGCUGUUUAUAAAGUAGAGGGGAAAACUUUUCAUUUUAUGAAGCAGAUUCAAUAGGAGAUAUUUUCUCAGUGAUGGAGUGCAUAUUAUUGGUGGCAGUGGAGGGAAAAGGCCAAAGGAGGCAGAGAAUGGGAUCAGAAAAGGGUCAAUAUAGUUUAGCUUCUUAAUUACUACAAUCAAGAAGCCUUAGGGGGAGAUUUUAAUUAUUCAGAAAGGGAAGAUCUCAUACAGCAUAGGAAAACACUGUGAUGUCACAGGAAGGGGAUGUAGACAUAUGGGGAAGCCCGAUUUUUCUCUCUCCUGGGCCAAAUUUGGGCUUAGGGCAUGAGGUUCUUCCUGUCUGCUUUAUAUCUUUGAAGAUGAACCUCUGAUAAGACAGACUUCCCUUGUUUAGUGCAGCAGGUGAGAGAUAUUUUUCAUUCAUUCAUUCAUUUAAAUAAAUAAAUAGAGUGAUA